Molecule: messenger RNA, 1798 nt
Organism: Laetiporus sulphureus 93-53
Lineage: Eukaryota; Fungi; Basidiomycota; Agaricomycetes; Polyporales; Laetiporaceae
Exons: 5
Coding region: 386-1507 (373 amino acids)
Source: RefSeq, a predicted model, not a curated record
CACUAGGGUCAUCUUUGGCUGAGCUCUGGUCUCUGGCAUAUCGCGUAUUCAAGGAUAGCACCUCCUCAGCUGCCUCCUCCUGAGCAGGAGGCUGUCCUCCUGCCAGGCUGGAUGGACGCCAGACCGGGGUUGUUCAACAUCGAGCGCAAAUGUACAGAGCACGGGCCUGGGUUCACGGAGUUGAACUCUGAUCCGGAUCCGCUCCUCAAAAAUUAGAGGGACCGCAUCCACGAGGACGUCAUUCCGGGCAGUUCCAGAAUACAACAUGCGAGAGGACCGCAGCACAUGCUGCAACCCACGACUCCGCAGUCCGCACCCAAACCUUAAGCGUGCAGCACACCAAGCUCUCGUCCCUGUCCCUUGUACCGCGAGGUAAUUGAGCGUGAUGACUGCGUUCGCACUUUCUGCACUUGUGGCUGCUGCCGCCGUCCUCACCGACGUGCGCGCACAGACGACGACAUCGAUCGAGCCGCUUGUGGACCACACCUAUCCCUACUCUGAUGUGCCGUACCAAGUGGAGCCCACCGGAGACGAGCGCGGAAGUCAAGUCGGGUACAACAUCUGCAACUCGACGACGCAGAACCAGGACUCGUACUGCCAGACGCUGAUCGUCAACGAAAUUGACGACUUUUGCAUCUAUUCGUCACCCGACACGAAUGACACUAUCGGGGACUCCGAGUCUUAUGAGGUCGCCUGGUGCACGUCCGACACGCAUGGCACGCGGCUCAUCCCCGAGGGCGCGCUGAAGGGCGUGCAGUACAUCUAUACGGCGAACUACAUCCAGAUCAUCGGCUAUAUUGACCAGACGCAGGUGAAUCUCCAGGCGGACGAUGCGGGAGGAGAACUCGAUCCUCAUGGCUCCGACUUGCUCGGUAACCCCAUGGGCGCCAUCGUCUAUUCCAACCAAUACCCGCGUAACAACACGGAUAACAGUACCUACACCCAGAUCAUCGAAUGGACUGAGUUCAUCGGAAACGACAUGUUCUGCCUCAAGAUCUGCAACCCGGCCAACACGAGCGCAGACAACGUCGGCUGGUGCAAUAACAUCUACGACGAGAUCGGCAUCUCGUACAACUGCCCAAACGCCGCGCAGAACGGCACCUUUGAGGUCUGCGACGGCGACUCGAUGACUCCCGUCGGCGUGUACACCUCCGACGGACAGACGUACACCUGGACGCAGCCCUACACGGGCGAGCUCACCAUCCCGUACACCCCGACCAUCCCCGCGUCGUCCAACUGCCGCACGUUCGCGUCGACGGAUUUGUACACCGCCAAGGUCUCUACGACAGCGUCAUUAGGCGCGUCGUCUGCGACCGCUGUGAGCUCGGGUGCGAGCGGGGAUGCAUCGAGUGGGGCUACUUCGGCUUCGAGCGGGGCUUCACGUACUGGCACGUCGGGCAGCGCAUCGUCGACUUCUACCGGUACAACGAGCAGUGCUGGUGCUGUGCGCAUGUCGGCACUGGCGACAUUUGCUGGUGUGGCAUUCAUGGUUGCUUUCCUCGCAUAAGGACAUACGUGCAACUAAUGCAUUGAUUCGGACGUUCUCGCUCUUCAUGCCUUGACUUAAUGUGCUAUGUAAUGAAAAAGAUGAUGCUCUCAAGAACAUCUAUAGUCGGGUAUUGUUGUCCAGGAUCGCUUGAUAACUCGCCUUGGGACUUAACGAUGGAUUGCAGGGUGCAUGGCCUGUUUUGUUUAUGAGAAUAUUUUAAACAUGAUUGUGAGGAGAAUCACAGUUUGCUCAUGUUUUUGUCGAUGACAAUUUCUAAAAUUAUUUUAACCCUUGUCAAAUGAAAUAUGC